This is a messenger RNA of Nilaparvata lugens (brown planthopper), 2724 nucleotides long. RefSeq names its product mitochondrial proton/calcium exchanger protein-like. The record is from RefSeq and is a predicted model, not a curated record. The transcript has 5 exons. Bases 1 to 762 code for a protein of 253 amino acids. NCBI's taxonomy places the organism in Eukaryota, Metazoa, Arthropoda, Insecta, Hemiptera, Delphacidae.
AUGCUUUACUGUCAUUUCUCUGAUGUUGGCUGUCCUGUUUUGCAGAAAGAGAUUUUGUUGGACAAAGCUCCCGAGCUGGUGGACACAGCUCCUAUCCUAGUGGCUGAACCAUCCCCAACGCAAAAAGAAGAGGCAACCGAGUCGAUUGAUGUAGGUGUGAUAGAGAACGCCCUCGACUCCAUGGGCAAGACAAAGAAGAAGCUCAUCGUCGAGAAGGAGGAACUCAACGAGCUCAAAGAAGAGUUGGCCGAGUACAAAGAGGAUGUUGAAGACCUGAAAGAACUGCCGGCUGAGGAGAUACAGGUUAAGGAGACGAAGGCGGCCAAGAGACUGUUCAAGGUCGUUAACAAAAUGAUUAACAAGUUGGACGCGCAUGUCGAGAAGCUGGAAGAGAAGGGUGAGACGCUCAAGAAGGACAUCUCGCAGUUGGAUGUCGAGAAGGAGGCUAGUGAUAAACAAGAAGAAGUACUCCGCAUCGACGAGGUACUGGAAGCCAUUCGCAAACUGCAGGAAGUUGGCGAUGAAUCGCGGUUGGCGCGCAUCAAGGAGGUGCUAGCUAAGAUGGAUGAUGACCUUGACGGAGCCAUUCGACUCGACACUGUUCUCAAGGUGAUAGACGAAAUCGGCAGUGACAGUCUCAAACUCAGCCGGAAACAGAUGGACGAAAUUGUCGAGUUAAUUAAGAAGGAGGAGGAGCUGGAGGAGGCGAGCAAGGAGUUGGCGGCCGCUAAGGAGAAGGAGAAGGUCGCCAAAGGAGGGUAACAGGUCAAGGAGAGGUAGGGUGGGGGGUGGUAGAGAACAGGAGAAGAGGGGAAGUGAUGGUGUCACCUAUAAAUUAACAAAAGCCACUUGAUAUUUUGUCGAAACCACUAAUUUAUAGAAACAAUUUGAGAUAUUAGUCUCGGUUGUUACACCAGUCUAGUAAAUUUGAAUCUAACAACCGAAACUAGUAUCACAAACUGUUUGGAUAAAUCAGUGGUACGUUCUUGGAACACGGUAAAGCUGGUAAAUUGUUCCAGUUCCUGUGGUACAUUGGUCCAUGUCACGUGACUGGUGCAAAACUACUAUUUGUUACCAUGGAACGCCACUUCAAAAUCAUUGGUUUAAGCUUUUGGUGCGCACUUUUUGGAGUUUAUUUCCACCAAAGUGUGUCGUUUACUAGUCUGCUGUACAAAUUUACUUGCUGAGAGAAGUGUGCACUCCAUCACUCUCAAAUAUUCUAAAAAGAAGACAUCAUUCAACGAAUGGUGUAUACAUUAUUUUGUUGAUUUGUUGGUUAUGUAUUCUGUGGAUAUUCUAUGGUCAGCCAUCGCUCUCAAAUAUUCUCAAAAGUAGAAAUCUUUCAACGAAUUUUGUAUACACUAUAUUGUUGAUUUGUUGGUUAUAUAUUCUAUGGCUAUUCUAUGGUUGACCAUAGCUCUCAAAUAUUCUAAAAAGAAGAAAUCAUUCAACGAAUGGUGUAUACGUUAUUUUGUUGAUUUGUUGGUUAUGUAUUCUGUAGCUAUUCUAUGGUCGACCAUCGCUCUCAAGUAUUCUAAAAAGAAGAAACCAUUCAAACGAAUGGUUAUCAAACAUUAUUUUGUUGAUCUGUUGAUUAUAUAUUCUGUGGCUAUUCUAUGGUCGACCAGAAAACUAUCUGGCGGUUCGUCCUAUCCACCAAUGAGAGCUUUCGAAUGCGGUAGAUUUUACCUACAUAAGACUGCGAGACAGGAUUUAUUUACCGGUAAACGGAUUUUGUAACAUUUUACUGUAUAACAACUGUCAGAAUGUUUCUUAAGGGACGCAGGACUUUUUAGCGGUAAAUUGUGAAUAGAACAAUCUAUCACUUAUAACAAUUUACAGUGUGACGUGAUGGUAUCACCUAAAAAUGAACAACAUCGACUUGUGAAAUACCGUGUUCCCAGAAUGUGCUCGAUAUCAAGUCGGUUUUAUUUAUUAGGAAUAUCUAACACAGCAUCAUCUCCCCAACAACACAGGUACCUAAAAAAAUCAUGAUAAUAUUACAAUGAGAAAGAGUUUAAGUAGAUGAGUUGGUUAGAGAGGUCCGGAUUACACUACAGUAAGAUUUACCUCAAACUGUUAGCUUUGAUGUUAUUAAUCGUAAGGAAUUCCGGUGAGAAUGGGUGGGUGUCAUUGUAGAUAUACUGAAAAAAGUGUAGAGGAGCUUUCAAAGACCUGAUACAAAACCACAAUUAAGUUGAACUAAAUCCGAAGAGAUAGUUAUCGUUCAAAGACCUGUUACAGGAUCGCAAGGAAGUUGAACUACAUCUGAAGAGAUGGUGUUCGUUAGUUAUUGAAACCACGGUAUAUAGAAGACGUAUUCUCAUCUUAAUACCGUGAUUGAAACUAUGAAGCUAACAUCAGUUAAACUAAAUCUGAUGAUUAGAAAUUUCGAACGAACUCAAGGACAACAUAGAGUUUAACUACAGAUCCAUUGUUAAUAAUGUACAAGAAAUAGAAGUACGGUUGAAUUUUCAAAUCAAAUACUUUGCUAGUAAAAAGUGACUUGAUUAUUUAGAAUGUUGUAGCUAUUGCUUGAAGCUAACCUAUUGAUUAGCUUGCUACAAUAUUAUCAUGGUGACUUGUAAAAACUGGACAGGAACUAGGCAAAUGAAGCUAUAAGCUUAAACUAAUGUUAAAACAAUUUAGUUGACUUGUAAAAAAUGGACAAUGAAGAGCGUUAGUAAUCCAUCAUAGUUCAUCGGUUAUGUUUUUCUUUCAAAA